UCUCUCUCUCCCCCUCUCAGAUGCUACAAAGACACCUGGCUUAAAACCAACACCGAACUGGUCUUCUCCUCAGAUCGCAUCACCUGGUACAAUGUCUCUCAUCAGUAACGGGCCUGGCAUGGCCACCACCACAACAAUUACAACGACUACGACAAUAUACACAACCCCCUCGUUUAGCUUUGGGGCCAAUACACCGGCAAGCCAGAACAGCAAACCCCUUGCAUUUAAUUUGAGUCAGCCAAAAUUUAAUUUCAGCCUCACGCCCAACACUUCUGGCAAAGGCAUUCUGGGGCCUGGACCCAGCAAUGCUGCUCUUGUGAGUACUGGAGGGACUGCAACACCCUUAUCGACAAUUUCCCCGCAGGGAACACCCGUGACACAGGCGACAGCAGCAGCAACACCGUUCUUCUCGUUCAGCAUGACCCCGUCUCAACCCGGGGCGUCGACUACUCCAGCGGACAGUUCCAAGGGCCUGACCCCGAACCUGGGUGUGGCCAAGUCUCCCGACAGCGCCGACGACGGCUACUACGUGAACCGAGACGGUGAGGACUCACACAUCAAGUUUGAUCCCAUCAUGCCCCUGCCUGACAAGGUGGAAGUACGCACCGGCGAGGAAGACGAACGCUGCCUGUUUGAACACCGUGCCAAGCUGUACCGUUUUGACAGCUCCGAGUGGAAAGAGCGUGGCCUUGGAAACAUCAAGAUUCUUGAAAACACUCAAACACAGAAGCUACGAUUGGUCAUGAGAAGGGAGCAGGUUCUAAAAGUUUGCUGUAAUCAUUACAUCACUGCCGACGUCGACCUGAAGCCAAAAGUGAACAGUAAAGGCUGUGCUUGGGUCUGGUGUGCUUUUGACUCCUCAGAUGGAGGCGAGGCCCAGCUGCAGCACUUGUCUAUCCGAUUCAAGACGGCUGAAAUUGCUAACAACUUUAAAGAUUCGUUCGAAGAGGCCAAGCAGAAGGCUAUCGCUUACCAGAAGUCUCCAGAGAAGGACAAAGAGAACAGUACCGAUGGUGCCUGCACCAAUACCGACCCUCAGACGCCGACCAUCUCCCCUACUGUCAAAGGACCGAAGUCAGAUGCCAAGAGAUCUUCUGUAGCUACGACGCUAUUCCCAGAUCCUGACUACAAGAAUCUAGAUGAUGAUGAUGAUGAUAAUGAGGCCCAUAAAGACGAAGAACUGAGCAAUGAGGAUGAUGUCAUCUUCAUAAAGCAAGUCGAAGCCACUCCCGAGCAGGUUGAGAGGGCGAGGAAACUGAUGCUCCCCGACCAUUUCUAUUUGUAUGAGACCAAAGAACCUUGCCGGGGCUGCCGAGGUUGUGACCCCGAAGACCUGAAGAAAUCACCCAAGCAGACAUAUGCUGCAAAAGCAGCUUUGUCUGUAUCAGAACGACACAAGCCCCAGUCUCCGCAAUCUCCAGCAAGUUCCACUGUUGCCGAUGUCACUGUCACAUCAGCGACUACCACGACUGCCAACACAACUGCUAUUACUACUACUACCACGACCACCACUACUUUUCCUGCAGAUUCAUCGACUUCCAGUAUGCCAUUUUCACGGUUAAUGAACAACACAGAAUAUUCCGGAAUGUUAUUCAGUACACUGGCUGCCCAGGCAAAUACACAAGAAACAACUGCCUUUCAGAAAGACAAAAACAAACCAUUUUCCUGGCAAGGUGCCGGUCAGAAGCUGUUUGAUGUCAAGUCCAGCCCCGGUGCCGCCCACAACGAUGAUGAGGACGAUGAUGAUGUUGUAGCUAAUGUUGAUAUUCACUUUGAUCCUGUUAUCGAACUACCAGCUCUCAUUGAUAGAAAGAGUGGUGAGGAGGAUGAAACACCGUUAUUUGUACAGCGAUCGAAACUAUAUCGGUUUGACAAGUCACUCAAUUGUUGGAAGGAAAAAGGAAUAGGAAAUAUGAAAAUACUCAGCCACAACGGAUCCGUUCGAUUCCGGCUGCUUUUCCGAAGAGAACAAGUGUUAAAGGUGGCCUGUAACCACCUGUUGACGACCAACUUAGUCCUGAAGAGAAUGUUCACCUCAGAGACGGCUUGGUGUUGGGUGGCCCGUGACUACACAGAUGAGAAAGAAGGUACAGUGGAACAGUUUGCUGUACGCUUUAAGACAGUAGAACUUGCCAGCAGCUUCCACAAAUGUUUCACUGAAUGUCAAGAGAAACUUCUGCAAGAAGAAUCACAGGUGGCCGGAUCGGGGACGGCGCCAGCAGAUGUCCAAGGUCUGAGCAAUACCCUGUCGAAUUUGAAUGUUGAACUGCAAAACACUUCUGUUGAAGGAUCGGAAGAAGCCAAAGCUGUUGAGCAUAGCGAGGAGGGAGAAGAUGAAGAGGAGAAAGAUGACAAUGAGGCAGAAGAGGUAGAUGUACGAUUUGAGAAGAGAGCCACCUUGUACUACAAAGUCGACAAGGAUUGGGUUUCACUUGGCCUAGGUAACCUACAGGUGGAGUAUGACGCUACGGUUGGUGGCCUACGUAUAGUUAUGACAGACAGCUCUGAUAAGCCGUUGUGCAACCACAUCAUUACACGUGAGACAAAUUUCACCCAGUGUGCCUCAAAACAUAAACACUCUGGUACAUGGGCAAGUAUGGAUGAAGCUUCUGGUGAAAGUGGACAGCGUACAUUCCGGCUUGACUUCUCCUCUGCAGCGGCCUACUCAGAGUUUAAGGAUGUUUUUCAACAGGGGAAAACUAUGGCGAAAGAAAUGAAUAUAUCGGAACAAUAUAUAUAUAGUACUUAGGAACCAGAUAAUUUCUUUUGUAGGUUUGUUUUUAAAAAGAAGAAAAAAAAAGUU
Molecule: messenger RNA, 2803 nt
Organism: Octopus sinensis (East Asian common octopus)
Lineage: Eukaryota; Metazoa; Mollusca; Cephalopoda; Octopoda; Octopodidae
Product: E3 SUMO-protein ligase RanBP2
Exons: 14
Coding region: 92-2749 (885 amino acids)
Biological process (GO): intracellular transport
Cellular component (GO): nuclear pore; cytoplasm
Molecular function (GO): GTPase activator activity
Source: RefSeq, a predicted model, not a curated record